AUGAGCUCCAAACAGGAGGAGACUCUCCGAUUUUUCCAGUAUGUUGAGGACAGUGGACUGAGGGCUUAUAACGGGCUGCUUGCUCAGAACCUCGAUCACAUGUGGAAUGAGAAAAACAGGACUAACUCUCAGGAGAAAAACGACAAGAAGAGAAAGCAGGAAGAAGCCAUUAAACGGACGAGGGAAGAAGAGGAGGUGGUGACAGAGGGCAAGCACCUGCGGAUGGGGUCAAUAGCAAUGCCUGCGCCAGUGGAUCAUGUGACCCCCAGGCCCUGCACCACAGGCUUCACUGUACGUUCCCAGUCCCUGCACUCAGUGGGCACUGCUGAGGAAGAGGGGAGCCCCACCUCCCGAAAGCAGCCCCCACCUAAACCUCGGAGAGAUCCCAACACCAAGCUGAGCAUCUCCUGCGAGGCUGUGGACCAGAGCCCCAGCUCCUGCAGGGGAGGAGACUUGGAGAAGUGUGAUGCAGCACAGGGCUGCAGUGAGGACUGCAAGCGGAUCCCUCCUCCAAAGCCAAAGAGGAACCCUAACACGCAGUUAAGCACGUCUUUUGACGAAUCCUAUAUCCGUACUCAUGGUUCUAAGGGCUCACCACCAGCUGCACCUCACUCUCAAGAGACUGUGGCACCAUCCCCACCCCAGCCCCAAAGCCCUUCCCGGGACUCUGACUUGGAUGAGCCCGUCUACAUUGAGAUGUCAGGACACACAGGGCGUGAGCUGCCCCAGCGUGCUAGCAUAGAGGAUGAGGAACCAGGUGAGGCAGUGUAUGAGGAGAUGAAAUACCCCGUCCUUGAUGAACCGGACUCGGUACGGUGGGAUCCGCCAGGCUGUCGUUCGCAGUGCCCUACACCCUGCCCGCCGGACCCUGAUAUUCACACUCCUCUAAGUCGCUGCUCCACACCCCGUGGUACGCCCCUCUGUGACAUCCCUGCCCCUUUCCCCAACCUCCUAUCCCACAGACCUCCCUUGCUGGUGUUCCCUCCGGCCCCGGCUCAGUGUUCGCCCAAUUCGGACGAGUCCCCGCUCACACCCCUGGAUGUGGCGAAACUGCCCAUGUUGGAGAACUCCUCCUAUGGGAAAUCACCCACAUCCUCUUCCUCGCUUGAUCCUUCCUCCUCCUCUUCCUCUUCCUCCUCGCACCUGCGACGUGCUGAGAGAGAGCUAACGGCGACUCCCACCAUCACGGUGUCAGGUCGCUCCUCUGCACCGCCGUUGCCCUGCACGCUGUACAAGAGCUCGGCCUCGUCUGCGCACAGCUACCAGCGGAGCCACUCGGCUUGCCCUUCGCCUGUCAGCAUGGGCCGUUGCCUCACCCCGCUAAGCCUCAUGAGGGCACCACCCUUCGAUGGGCCCUUUCCUGGUCUGCCUCGAAGUGCUUCGGCUACGCCCCACGGCAAAGGUUCGCCCCCCCAGGAUGGCCGGCACCACGGCUCUCUGCAGAACGUGUCAGUGGGGCGCUCCCGUACGCCCACCAGUCCGCUGGAUGAACUUACCAACCUGUUUAACACAGGCAGGAACAUGCUGAAGAAGAAUUCGAGCGGACGAAAGAGCAAAGAACCGGCCGAGAGAGCAACAGACCAAUCACAAUGCAGGUCAUGCCAUAGCGUGGAGCCACUACCAAGACGUGACAGUAAAGAGAGGUGCUGCAAUAGUGUAGAACCCUCGCCUGACAGUAAAGAAAGAGGCUGCAAUAGCAUAGAACCUAUAUCUAGACAUGAUAGCAAAGACAGGGGCUGCAGCAUCACGGAGGCUUUGCACAGACAAGACAGCAAAGAACGAGGCUGCAGCAAUGUGGAGCCCCUGCCCAGACGUGACAGCAAAGACAGGGGUUGCACUGGACCAGAACUCUUGCCUCGGCAAGAAAGUAAAGAACUGCACAGUUUGGACGUCAGACAAGAUGGUAGAGACAGAAGUGUCCAUUGCCCGGAGCUGCUGCCGAGACAUGACAGUAAGGAUACAGGCAGAACCGGCCUGGAAUACCGACGUGACAGCAAAGAUGGUGGCAGGAACAGCUCGGAAUCUCGACGUGAUGUUAAAGACAAGGUAAGCGCGGAGUGCAGGCGUGACGGCAAGGACAGGGCCAGUAACGGCACUGAAAUCAUACCUAGACGGGAACUUAAAGACAAAGGUGGACACGCAGCCGAAGCUCUGCUAAGGUACGAUGGAAAAGACAGAACGAACUUUGGCAUGGGCUCACCCAAAGCACACGAGCGAGACACUGGGACUGCGCCACUCUCUGUGGCAACUCCUAGUCGCCAUGGACGAUCCCCUGUCAGCCCAACGAUGACGACUGGAAACUCCAGCUCUGAACUGAAGACAAUUCCAAAAAGCAUCAGAUCCCCCUCCAUGUCUGUUGUGCCAUCCCCAGCAGGGACACCACAGAGGCAGUCUUCAGAGAUCCAGCAGGUGCCACCUAUGACCUGGAUGUAUGGUGACAGCACCAUGCUGGAGAUGAUCGAGAGGAAACAAAGAUUAUGUCGGGAGAUUCGGUCCCGUCAGUGGCCCCUCAACCGAAGUCCCUGCAAGCAGGAGAGCCUUCCAUCCCUGCCAACCUGGAAAAAAACCAAUGGGACCAAGAAGUAUCUGCCGCCCCCAUAUCCCACCCAGACCACUGUGUUCUGGGAUACUGCCAUCUGA
Chanos chanos (milkfish) is the source of this 2640-nucleotide messenger RNA. It is a transcript of the gene nyap2b, whose product is annotated as neuronal tyrosine-phosphorylated phosphoinositide-3-kinase adaptor 2b. Bases 1 to 2640 code for a protein of 879 amino acids. Gene Ontology annotation, biological process: phosphatidylinositol 3-kinase/protein kinase B signal transduction; neuron projection morphogenesis. The record is from RefSeq and is a predicted model, not a curated record. NCBI's taxonomy places the organism in Eukaryota, Metazoa, Chordata, Actinopteri, Gonorynchiformes, Chanidae. The transcript is spliced from 7 exons.